Molecule: messenger RNA, 2307 nt
Organism: Temnothorax curvispinosus
Lineage: Eukaryota; Metazoa; Arthropoda; Insecta; Hymenoptera; Formicidae
Product: cyclin-A2-like
Exons: 4
Coding region: 1-594 (197 amino acids)
Biological process (GO): mitotic cell cycle phase transition; regulation of cyclin-dependent protein serine/threonine kinase activity
Cellular component (GO): nucleus; cytoplasm; cyclin A2-CDK2 complex
Molecular function (GO): cyclin-dependent protein serine/threonine kinase regulator activity
Source: RefSeq, a predicted model, not a curated record
AUGAGUGUUGUAAGAUCUAAGUUACAACUCGUUGGAACUGCCGCUAUGUUUAUCGCGGCGAAAUACGAGGAGAUUUAUCCGCCCGAUGUAGGAGAAUUUGUAUAUAUCACAGAUGAUACGUAUUCAAAGAACCAAGUGAUAAAAAUGGAGAACUUGAUAUUGAGGGUUUUGUCGUUCGAUCUAACUGUGCCGACGCAUUACACAUUCCUUUUGGAGUACUGUAUCAGCAACAACUUGUCGGAUAAGAUAAAAUUUUUGGCGAUGUACUUGUGCGAGUUGUCGAUGCUUGAAGGAGAUCCAUACUUACAGUAUUUGCCCAGUCAUUUAGCUGCGUCCGCGGUAGCACUAGCACGACAUACGUUACAUGAAGAAAUCUGGCCACACGAACUGGAACUGUCAACGGGAUACGACUUGAAAACUCUUAAGGAAUGUAUUGCAUAUCUGAGCAGAACCUUCUCCAAUGCUCCAAACACCCAGCAAACAGCAAUACAGGAGAAGUACAGAAGCAGCAAAUACGGUCAUGUAUCCUUGCUGUUGCCUCGUAGUACCGAGGCAGUAUCGUGCGAGGAUGAAGAUGAAGAAGAAAGCGCUUAGUAAAGAUAUUGUCAGACAGACACGGAUUAAAAUAACUUUUUUUCUGUGUUUAAAUUGGUAAUUGAAUAACGAACCUCCCAUAACAGCCUGUACACUGAAAAUGAAGGAGGGGAUCAGGGCAAGACUGACCUGCCAUUCCUACAAAAUGGAAGGAAAGCGUACGGUUUAUUUCUUUCUGUUAACUCAUUGCACUCUGGUCGGUACAUUUUGUACAAGAGCAAAAUGGUACCUGACUCUCCUACCUUCGUCGCACAUUAUCUUGUAUCAUCGUCUUCAUACUCUUUAAGUCACGGCUUAACGAAAAUUUUAAUAGUUAUUUUAGAGUUUCGUCAUAUCAAAUACAUGAAACUCUAGCAAGAGAAAGGAAGAGAGAGCGAGAUAAUACAUUAUCUAGAAAUUGUAUUUUUAUAAGUACUUUUUAGAGGAUUGUUAAAACAACAAACGCUUUUGUCGCGAUACAUGCAAACGGCUAAAAAUUCGAUUGCAAGUAAACCGCCCCAAUAAUAAGAUUCGAUAAGCAAAAAAGCGAUUUUGUAUUUAUUAUUAUCGUUUUACCGUUAGGUGCACCACCAAUUAACGAUAAAAACGACGAUACUCUAUUUGGGAUGAUAUUUCCGCGAAAUUAAUUUGCAAUUAUUUCGAUCAAUUUUUCAGUCCUUGUACAGUUAUUUAUUUACAACAUUCUAGGUACCAUAAUAUCAAAUGCGUAGUUUGUUUUAUUAGAAAUAAGGUAUCUUUUAUAUAUAUAUAUCCCUGUAUUACAUUAUAUACAAGAAUAUUAGAUUAUACGCUGCUGUGCAAGAUUACAUUGUCAAUUCUCACUUGGCAUAAAUCGGUAUUGAAUUUCUCUACAAGAACCAUACGUGCUAUUUUUUUUCCAAUCAUUCAUGAUGCAUGAAUGUAAUCGCACACUUGCAGUAAUUGAUAUAGUUUCGGUGAUACGUACGUUUUCGACCGUAUUGACGUGCAAUAUUGCACAGCACAAUUACCGCAUUUUAACACAACGCAAAAUACCUAGGUGUUCAUCAAAUUUAACAUGCAUGAAAGUAUGUUCAUAUGAAAUUUUAAAUACAGAUAUAAAAAAAUGUUAUGGAAUCGUAUACCAUUACGUAUUCAGUUCUAUGUCAAUCGUAAAUUAUAUCGUCUGCUCCUCAGUUUACUAUAGCUGGUGUGUGGAUUAGAAUUUCCCGGAGAUUACUGUUGAUGAACUGAAAAGAUAUAAGUGGCUUCUGAAAUAGAUGAAGAUACAGAAUAAAAUUUGUUGCAGCUUCCUCACAUAUGUACGUACACAGCAUCGAAAAUUACGAAUAACGUAAAAAAAAAAUGUUAUUGAAGUUCGAAAGAUAUAUCGUUUCGUAAGGAUAAAACUAAAUUUCGAAAAGUAGUCCCAUUUGGAAAGUUCUAGUUUUAAACCAAGAUUUCUCUCCAAUGGAAUUCGAAAGUUUAAAACGUGAUAUAUGCGGAUGUUUUUUAUACUAUAUUUUCAUAUAUAUAUAUAUGUGACAGUGCGUUCUAUACCACGUUAAAAUAUAAAAUAUUCAGAGCCGUAUUAAUAUAAACAUUCGGAUUUGACGUAACGCAAAAUCGUUGUAUCAAACGUUUCCGUAGUGAGUUUAUAGACGAGAAAGCAUGACUAAUAUAACAAUUGUAAAUAAUAACAAAAAUUCAUUCUCUUUACGGAAGUCUUGGAAGGAAUAAAGAGGAAGAAUGAAA